AUGACUAACAUCGACGAGACUCCCCUGAGCGCCGUCUUCCAUGAGCGCCGCAACUCGCUGGAGAAGCACCUCCAAACACGCCCCGACAUGCAGGAUCUCAAGGACCGCCAUAUCCUGCUUGACACGAAUGUCGCUCCUGCCCUGCAGUCCGCUCGCCAGGAACUCGAUCGCCAGCGCGCCCAAGACAGCCUGAAGAAGAACCUCGAGAAGCGACCUGACCGCGGUGAGCUUGUUGAACGCAACAUCCUCCCCGCCACGAACGCCGCCCCGGCCCUCCAAGCGCACGCCCGUGAACUCGAGAAGCACAUGCUGGCUGACAACCUGGAGCACAAGAUCCAAAACCGACCAGACCCCGAGGAGCUCAUUUCACAGGGCAUUCUCGAGGAAGACGAGGAUCCGCGAUCGCCGACUGCGUGA
Penicillium argentinense is the source of this 417-nucleotide messenger RNA. Its product is annotated as RPEL repeat-containing protein. The record is from RefSeq and is a predicted model, not a curated record. Bases 1 to 417 code for a protein of 138 amino acids. Lineage: Eukaryota; Fungi; Ascomycota; Eurotiomycetes; Eurotiales; Aspergillaceae. The transcript has 3 exons.